Rhincodon typus (whale shark) is the source of this 345-nucleotide messenger RNA. It is a transcript of the gene ap2s1, whose product is annotated as adaptor related protein complex 2 subunit sigma 1. The annotation marks the transcript as partial. Gene Ontology annotation, biological process: intracellular protein transport; vesicle-mediated transport. Gene Ontology annotation, cellular component: intracellular membrane-bounded organelle; membrane coat. The transcript is spliced from 4 exons. The record is from RefSeq and is a predicted model, not a curated record. NCBI's taxonomy places the organism in Eukaryota, Metazoa, Chordata, Chondrichthyes, Orectolobiformes, Rhincodontidae.
UAGAUCCGUUUCAUCCUUAUUCAGAACCGUGCUGGGAAAACCCGCUUGGCAAAGUGGUAUAUGCAGUUUGAUGAUGAUGAGAAACAGAAGCUCAUUGAGGAGGUUCAUGCAGUGGUGACCGUACGUGAUGCCAAACACACCAACUUUGUGGAGUUUCGAAACUUCAAGAUAAUUUAUCGGCGUUAUGCUGGGCUCUAUUUCUGCAUUUGUGUGGAUGUCAAUGACAACAAUCUGGUCUACCUGGAAGCUAUCCACAAUUUUGUAGAGGUUUUGAAUGAAUAUUUCCAUAACGUCUGUGAACUAGAUCUUGUCUUCAACUUCUACAAGGUGUAUACGGUGGUGGAU